AUGGCAUCCAAAUCAAUUCUCUCGUUUAUGUAUCAGCAAGGGGGAUCGUCGCUGGUCGAAUUGCCCCCAGCUUUUCUUGCCCCUGCACUGUAUUGUCCGAAAAUCACCUUCAAAUCCCAACGCUCACACUUCUCUUGCUCCUCAACUCCUUGUGCUCGUGAUCGCAGUCGACAUCGCGGCGUCUCUGCCAUCCACCGAACUGGGCCUAAACAGGCAUUGCCCGUGUCGAAAUUCGAUCUGCCGAAGCCCAUCCCAGCAACUCAGCAUGAAAAGCGGCCCGUUAAUCCUGAACAUGGACUUUGGGGCUUCUUCGGCCAAGACAAACAAACUAUCCCUACACCAGAAGAUGAAUAUGCUCACGGUCGUGCUUGGACUAUCCAAGAGCUGAGGCAGAAGUCUUGGGAUGACUUGCAUUGCCUUUGGUGGGUCACUGUUCGGGAACGUAACCGGAUAGCGACAUCUAGUUAUGAGAGAAAGCGAUUGGCAGCCGGCUACGGAGACUUCGAGUCUGAGAACCGGGAUAAAACGGUUCGAACUACGCAACAUGCUAUUAAACAUGUCCUUCGCGAGCGAUGGUAUGCCUGGAACGAAGCUCGUGAUCUCUACAACUCCGGAUACAGACCGUCCCAAGAACAAGUGCUUGAGGAUGCUGAUGGUAUCGCGGCGGAACAGGAGGGGCCUGAAGAGCUGGGCUCGGCCAACAAACCAGAGCCUGGAGCUUCUAAAAUUAUCUAA
Molecule: messenger RNA, 735 nt
Organism: Uncinocarpus reesii 1704
Lineage: Eukaryota; Fungi; Ascomycota; Eurotiomycetes; Onygenales; Onygenaceae
Exons: 3
Coding region: 1-735 (244 amino acids)
Biological process (GO): mitochondrial translation
Cellular component (GO): mitochondrial ribosome; mitochondrial large ribosomal subunit
Molecular function (GO): structural constituent of ribosome
Source: RefSeq, a predicted model, not a curated record